This is a messenger RNA of Chelmon rostratus (copperband butterflyfish), 1646 nucleotides long. Its product is annotated as cathepsin S-like. Gene Ontology annotation, biological process: immune response. Gene Ontology annotation, cellular component: lysosome. Bases 123 to 1106 code for a protein of 327 amino acids. Gene Ontology annotation, molecular function: cysteine-type endopeptidase activity. NCBI's taxonomy places the organism in Eukaryota, Metazoa, Chordata, Actinopteri, Chaetodontiformes, Chaetodontidae. The record is from RefSeq and is a predicted model, not a curated record. The transcript is spliced from 8 exons.
CGACAGUAUGUGUAAGAGGAAACUACACUUCCUCUUUUAAGUGUGAAGGUUGUCUGGUCUGUUACAAAUGCAUACUUUCUUACCGGGACAAAAUUAACCCUGCUGAUUACUGACCAACAAGGAUGUGCAUCAAGUUGCUUUUGACCUUUCUGGCCCUCGGCGACACUUUGUCCGUCUUAAUUAAAGAGUGGGAGGAGUGGAAAAUCAAACAUCACAAGGUUUAUGAUAAUCAGACUGAGGUCGAUUUCAGGAGAGCGGUGUGGGAGAAGAACAUGCAGCUGGUGUUGAGACACAACCAGGAGGCCUCAGCUGGAAAACACAGCUUCACAAUGGGACUCAAUCAUCUGGCUGACAUGACAGCUGAGGAAAUCAAUGAGAAACUGAACGGCCUGAAGCUGGAGGAGUCUAUUCCUGUCAGAAAUGGCACUUUUAAGGAAGCGAGUGGCUUCGGGACACCUCAGAGCGUGGACUGGAGGAAGAGCGGACUGGUCAGUCCAGUUCAGAACCAGGGGCCGUGUGGGUCCUGCUGGGCCUUCAGCUCUUUGGGAGCUCUUGAGGGCCAGAUGAAGAAGCGAACAGGCGUCCUUGUCCCCCUGAGCCCACAGAACCUGGUGGACUGCAGCACCAAGGAUGGACACCACGGCUGCAGAGGAGGAUUCAUCUCCAAAUCCUACAGCUACAUCAUCCACAACGGAGGCGUGGACUCAGAGAGCUUCUACCCCUACGAACACCAGGACAGGAAAUGUCGCUAUUCUGUCAAGGGAAAGGCCGGCUACUGCUCUGAUUUCCAUAUCCUCCCACGAGGAGAUGAGAAGACUCUGCAGGCUGUGGUGGCGUCAGUGGGACCGGUCGCUGUGGCCGUGAACGCCAUGCUGCCAUCCUUUCACCUCUACAAAGGAGGUUUAUACAACGUACCCAGCUGCAACCCAAAGAUCACCAAUCACGCCGUUCUGGUUGUGGGCUACGGUACAGAAGGAGAACAAGACUUCUGGCUCGUGAAAAACAGUUGGGGAACUGCGUGGGGAGAAGAAGGCUUCAUUCGAAUGGCCAGAAACAAGAAGAAUCUCUGCGGCAUCGCCAGCUUUGCAGUCUAUCCUUCGCUGUGAAAACAGGACCCAUCCCCUGAUUCAUCGUGGGAGAAGUUAUUAUUUGCGUUAUUUCAUUUAUUUAUUUAACAUCAGAGACCAGAUGUUUGUUGUUUCCACUUUAGUAACAAAACGGCAGAUGUUGUCCUGUAAGUCAAAGAUACUGUCCUCACAACAGUGCUUUAAAAGUUAAUUUCCCAAAAUUACAUCUGCUUCAGCAGCCCUUCUCACUGCUUUCAUUUCUUGAAAGAAUACAAAUGUCUGAAUUUCACUUAAUACGAUGAGCUCUCAUCUCUCAUUCGCUGAUUGAAAAAAGAUUGCUUGCUCUGUACCUUUAAAUAUGUCUUUUAUAUAUCAGGAAGCUUCCACACUGUAUUUUAUAUAUAUUUGACAUGUUUAUUUAAAUCUUACUAUUUAAAUGUUGGCUCAGCUUUUGAUGGAAGAAAGAAAUACCUCUGAUCCAUGAAGACAUGGGAAUGAAAUGUUAUCAUUUUGGUUAUUAGUUGUAGUAUUGCUGCAGUUGAGGUAUUUUAUUAUGAAAUAAAGUUAUUUCAUAGUUAU